AUGCCGAUGGUUGUGUCUAUAGGCUUCUCUUUAGAGCCUCCGCACUUCGCGAGCAGGUACCCAGUUAGCGACUCCGUAAUAAUUUCAAUAACACCACCUCCUCCCCCGCCUCCACAGCCUCCGUCGCUCAGCGGUCAGAAUAGCACCUCGGUUGCCGACUCCGAAAAGCCUACCGCCGACAUCCAUCACCCCGUUCGUUCGUCUCACGCAGUGGGAACCGAGACAGCGAAUGACUGCCGAUUAUCUCUCGCUUUUGAAUACCUCUGCCACAUUAGGUCCACUCACGGGAGUGUUCGCUGCGUUGCCGCGAAGGUGCGGGGGUCGCGUGAGUGUCUGCGACGAGUUUCCUUCAACAGUGAACAAAGUUGGUGCGGUUCAUGCGGCGGCCAGCGGCGUUCACUCGUCGUCUGCGUCACCAUCGUCACCUAUACGACAUUUUAUCGUUGUUGCUCUGUCUCGCUGCCGUUGACGUUCCGAGUCGCCGCGCAAUCACCUUCUUUUCCUUCCCCGCCCGUUUCCUGUGGGCCUAUUCUAUCUACAUUCACUUUCAUCUUCGUGGUCAUUUUGCGCGCCUCCGCAGUCGGUGAUUUCUCCGUCAGAGAUCCGACAGUAAACGAUGGUGACACGCGAUACGCCGAGGUUUACUUCAAUGACCAGGCGGUUAGCCUGCGGGAAACGAGAGUUCGGUUCCGUGUGGAGUAUGGUUACAAAGCUGAAAAUAAAACGAAUCGACCGAAUGGCAACACCAAAAUUGGAGCCUUCAACUUAAUUUGGCUCAACACAGGAAAACUCACUCGGUCUGGUCACAUCGAUAGCUCUUUCUCAAUUCGAGGGACGGGUGGCAUAAAGUCACGCAAACGGAGUGAUAUGUCUGUGAUGCCACUAGAUAUAAGCGCACUGCACUUAUGGUAUCAGCGGGGACUUCGCCCCGGAAUUCUUGCAAGCUUCAAGCCCCCACCCCCGAAUGGAGCCCGUGCUCGACUCUUAGCCGGUGACCUUGCCGGGCGGGGAUUUUCACCAUGGUGGUACGUCUGUCAAACGGUAACUACUAGAGGAACAGCGAGAUCAGAGCAACGGUUCGCUCGAACGAGGGGUGGUGCUGCGCCGCCUCCGCACGAUAACGGUUCAAAGUUUCUAAGCCGGAACAGCGACCGGUGUCGUCAGGAUAUUACGUAUGACGUCUCUUCUUUUUACUCCGGAGCUUGCCAUAGCGGGCUUUGA
Messenger RNA from Acanthosepion pharaonis, 1221 nucleotides. NCBI's taxonomy places the organism in Eukaryota, Metazoa, Mollusca, Cephalopoda, Sepiida, Sepiidae. The record is from the annotation of a GenBank genome assembly.